CAUCAACUUUCCUGAUAUACCUCAACAGCUGUGGUCUGAGCCACAGCCCUCCUCGCUCAACGCAACACGGGGAGAGGGAGUGUGUAAAAAAACUAGGGCACUGUUCUCUGGCCCCUUUUUUCAAACAAGCAGCAGAAAUUUGUGGAGAGCAAGAAGGAGUAGAGAAACAGCAGGGAGCUGUAAAUUGUUGUUGUUGUUGCUGUUGAGCAGAGAACCCAGAACCCCACAGUCCCCAAAAGCCAAGUGCCACAGGGGGGGCCUUGUUUCUGGAGGAAGAAGCAAAAAAAAAAAAAAAAAAAAAGACAGAAGCAAAACCAAUCAAGCAAGUGAUCGAACAAACAGGCCAUCAUGCUGGAGGACAAGAGGACAAAGGUUAAGAUCACCUUCUUCAUUAUCCUGGUGGGCAUCGCAUGCAUUUUCACUGCAGUGGUGACGGAUUACUGGGCAGUUCUGAGCCCCCGGGUGGAGAAGCUGAACACCACCUGUGAGGCGGCCCAUUUUGGGCUCUGGAGGCUCUGUAAGAAGACCAUCUUCAUUGUGGAUGAAGACUACAAGGGCAAGGGCUGUGGCCCCAUCAGCCUGGGUGGAGACCACAACUGCUCCUACUUCAAACACUUCACUCCAGGACAAGAUGCAGAAGUUUUUGAAGUGUUAACUCAAAAAGAGUACAACAUCUCAGCAGCAGCCAUCUCCAUCUUCUGCCUGGUCUUCAUCAUUCUGGGCACACUGUGCAUCCUGGCCUCCUUCAGGAAGGGCAAGGACUACCUUCUGAAACCAGCUGGCAUGUUCUAUGCCUUUGCAGGACUUUGCACCAUCAUCUCGGUAGAGGUGAUGCGCCAGUCUGUGAAGAGGAUGAUUGACAGCAACGAGACCAUCUGGAUCGAGUACUACUACUCCUGGUCCUUCGCGUGCGCCUGUGCGGCCUUCGUCCUCCUCUUCCUCAGCGGAAUCGGUCUCCUCCUCAUUUCCAUGCCUCAGAUGCCACGCAACCCUUGGGAAACCUGUAUGGACGCCGAGCCGGAGCCCAUAGAGUAGCUGAGAGAAAGUACGACAGCAGACGCUGUGUUGCAGUCUUUACAAAGAUCACGAUAAGUUACACAAGCAGGUCACGAAGGAUUAAAGCAUUGUUUGUAGGUAGUGACAAAAAAAUGAGAUGCUCAACUAUUUAAGACACGUAUUUUCGGUGAGAAAUCAUGAACUGGUAUCUUAUGUUUGAAGCAAUUAACUCGGUUCUACAUACUCUGUGUUUUGUGUGAUUUUUCUGUACAUAUAUGUCCCCUUUGUAAUUGAAAUGGUUCUUGUGCUUUGGGGAAUUUUCAUUGUAGGCAUACUCUCAGAUAUGCAAUAAUCCUCCAAAAGGAGUCUUAGAUUUUGAAGUUUGAUAUGGAAAUAUUUUCUUAAAUAAAGCCGAACCAUAUCAAAUUACAGGACACAGGUAUUUUUUAAAAUAUGGGACAUUUAAUAUCAAGAUCUAAGUGCCCAUUGAAUGCCAUUUACAGGUGCUCAUAUCAUGGCCUAAUUAGCAUUGGGCACUAGUAAAAUCUUAUUCUUGUACGGUUUGGGCAAAUUGAUGACUGGCAGAUUACACAACUGAAUAUUGUUGCUUUCUUUUUAAGCUAUUAAAGGGGUAUUUUUAUAUAAUUUCACAAUAUCUGAGAGCCUCUAAUGACCAGCAUGCUAGAGAAGGAAUGACAUAUAAUCAAACUGAGCCAUCUCAGGCUGGGAUAAGCAGGACAGCAGAGGCCUGUUUUACGUUAGUAUUUGAGGAGACUGUUUUGAAUGUUAAUGCCCAGUCUUUCUGAAACAUUGAACGCUUGUGCAGCCAUGUUGGACAGGGUUCAAGAUUUGCAGGUGCUCAUAAAAAGCAAGAAAAUUCAACGGGUUUUUAAGUUGCUUUUUACAGAAGACAAGCAAGCAUAAUUCCUUUUUUCCCCAUUUAUCAGCAAUUCCUAUGUUGGUGAAGCCAGCCUUUUUCUCCUUUUUAAAUGAGGGAAUUCAGUUUCAAUUCCACUCUUUUAAGCCAUUCUUUAUCAAUUGGUGGCAUUUAUCUAGGGGCUGUUUUAAUCAGCUCUCCCACACUUGAGAUGAAAAAAAUCACUUUAAUGGAAACCGUUUUUAACAGAAGCAAUAUUUUCAUCUUUCCUAACAAGAGCACUUCAUACAUGCUGCAUGUUUUGUCCCCUUCGUAAAUGUUUCAGACUUCAGGCUGGGGCUAAAUAUCCUCACUUCACUUCUUGUGUGCAGGAACACAAUAUGCACGAUUGGUCCAAACUGCUGAGAAAUCUUCUGCAGAAGAUGCACAAGGAUAAAGAAAUGGAUGCACAAGCCCAUUAAGUAGUAUGUUUUGUACAGGGGGGGAAGGAAUCGCUUUUGUAUUAUUCAAUAGCAGCAUUGUUCUGUCUGCUCAGAUUCUCUUGAUGCAGCAAUAAGCAUGCCAGUUUCCUCCAACAAGCUACCGCUUCUGAUGCUUUUCUCCCUGGAUGAUAUUUAUUUGAAUGGAGGGGGGACUACAGACAGCAUAAGAGUCAGUCCACUUCACAAACGAAAGGACAGAAAAGGCACAAACAGCAUCAGCAGUUUCUCUGGAACCCUUUAGGAUUUUGGCAUGUGGAAAUACAAAAUAUAGGUAGACUCUGUCAAAAAGAACUCUUUGGGAUGUGUACAUGUUUUGACCUAACCACACAAUCAGAUGUAUUUUUAAUGAGAAUAAAUUCAUUGAAUUCAUGUAUUGACGAA
Megalops cyprinoides (Indo-Pacific tarpon) is the source of this 2736-nucleotide messenger RNA. RefSeq names its product voltage-dependent calcium channel gamma-1 subunit-like. Gene Ontology annotation, molecular function: calcium channel regulator activity; voltage-gated calcium channel activity. The record is from RefSeq and is a predicted model, not a curated record. Gene Ontology annotation, biological process: regulation of calcium ion transmembrane transport via high voltage-gated calcium channel; calcium ion transmembrane transport. The transcript has 4 exons. NCBI's taxonomy places the organism in Eukaryota, Metazoa, Chordata, Actinopteri, Elopiformes, Megalopidae. Gene Ontology annotation, cellular component: membrane; L-type voltage-gated calcium channel complex. Bases 349 to 1035 code for a protein of 228 amino acids.